This is a messenger RNA of Lathyrus oleraceus (garden pea), 942 nucleotides long. RefSeq lists its product as uncharacterized. The transcript has a single exon. The coding region runs from base 1 to 942 and encodes 313 amino acids. NCBI's taxonomy places the organism in Eukaryota, Viridiplantae, Streptophyta, Magnoliopsida, Fabales, Fabaceae. The record is from RefSeq and is a predicted model, not a curated record. Gene Ontology annotation, molecular function: RNA-DNA hybrid ribonuclease activity; nucleic acid binding.
AUGUAUUUUCGCGUUAUCACACACCAAUAUGUGGAGGACUAUAAAUCGAUGAGGCUUGACUUUCCAGAUGAAGAUGUCAUGUUCAUAAGAGAUUAUAGGAUUCCAGACCCAAUCGAAGGACCCGAAUCAGGAUCACGAUGGACGCUUGUGUUUGAUAGUGCCUCAAAUGCACUAUGUAAUGGAAUUAGAGUUAUCAUAACUUCUCCAACAGAUCAUCAUAUUCUUUUCACAACAAGGUUAUGUUUCGACUACACUAAUGACAUGGCAGAGUAUAAAGCAUGUAUCUUAGAAAUUGACGUAAGUAUUGAUUUGAGAAUUGGGAUUCUAGAAGUGUAUGGAGACUCAACAUUAGUCAUCUAUCAAAUCAAAGGAGAUUGGGAGACUCUUCAUCCUAAUUUGAUUCCAUAUCGAGACCAUAUCUUGAAGUUAAUCCCCUACUUUGAUGAUAUUACUUUCCAUCAUAUCCCUAGGGAGGAGAACCAGCUAGCUGAUGCCUUGGAUACUUUGUCAUCUAUGUUCAAAGUCAAGCGGGCUAAUGAAGCACAUGAUAUAACAAUUGAACAUCUGGAUGAGGCAGCAUAUUGCUUAGUAGUGGAGGCAGAAACCGAUGGAAAACCAUGGUUUUACGACAUCAAGCAAUAUCUUAAGAAACAUGAGUAUCCAGAGGAUGCUUCAAUCACAAACAAGAAGACCUUCAAAAAAUUAUCAGUAAAUUUCUUCCUAAGUGGUAAUGUGCUCUAUAAGAGAAAUUUUGACAUGGUUCUGCUUAGAUGUGUGGAUAGACAGAAAGAAGACAUACUCAUCAAAGAAAUCCAUGAAUGUUCUUUCGACACUCAUGCAAACGGACAUUCAAUGGAAAAGAAGAUCCUCAAAGUUGGCUACUAUUGGUUGACGAUGGACCCACUAUGCCAAGAUGUUCCACAAGUGCCGAAUUUAUGCUAA